AUCAAUGGUUAUCUUAGUACAAAUUAUUAUUAUUAUCUUUUCCUUUGUAUUUGGAGAGUGUGUUCACAAUCACAUUCACCAAUUGAAUGUGACUUGUUCUGAGUAUGAAAGAAAUGCUCUUCUUGACUUCAAAACUGGUCUUAUAGAUCCACUAAACAAGCUUGGAUCAUGGAAUAAUGACAGCAGCAACAAUUGUUGUCAAUGGCGGGGAAUAGGCUGUAACAAGGCAGGAGCAGUUAUUACAGUUGAUCUUCGAAACAGGUAUCAUAAUUCGAACCUUAGUGGGGAAAUAAGGCCUUCAUUGGCAAAACUCGAGUCAUUGAGACACUUAGACUUGAGUAACAACUCCUUCAAGGGGAUCCCAAUUCCUGUUUUCUUUGGAUUCUUUAAGCAUUUGAGGUAUCUAAGUCUAUAUAAUGCAGGGUUUAGUGGUUUAUGUCCUCCAAAUAUAGGAAAUCUCUCUAGAUUAGAGUACCUUGACUUAGAUUCAUCAGGAUUGUAUGUUGAUAAUCUUGAAUGGAUCACAGGUUUAGUCUCUCUAAAGAGUCUUGUGAUGGAUGGAGUUGACCUUUCAAUGGGGGGUUUAGAUUGGUUUGAGAUAAUACUAAACAAGCUCCCAUCCUUGACAGAGUUGCAUAUGUCACAUUGUAACUUGAGUGGUCCUUUUCCAUCUAUUUCUUUUGUUAAUUCAACAACAUCACUUGCUGUUUUAGACCUAAGUUUGAACAACUUCAACUCAAAAAUACCUGAUUGGUUGGCUAAUAUCAGCAGCCUUGUGAGUUUGGAUCUAAGUUUUGCCUCUUUGCAUGGAAAGAUACCACUUGGUUUCGCAGAGCUACCGAAUUUGCAGACCUUUCGUCUGCAGUACAAUAUUAAUCUUGGUGCAAAUUGUUCUCAAUUUUUCGGGGCAAGAUGGAAAAGUAUAAAAUUUGUUGAUUUGAGUGUUAAUAAGCUGCAUGGGAAUCUUCCUACUUCAGUUGGGAACAUGACAUCUCUCACUUACUAUGAUCUUAGCUUCAACAAAGUUGGAGGUGAGAUUCCAGGCUCCAUUGGUAAGCUUUGCAAUCUUAAUCGGUUUUACAUAUCAAGUAACAAAUUGAAUGGAACUUUACCUGAAUUCCUUGAAAGAACACAUGAUAAUUGUCAUUCUAAGAGUCCACUUCCUAGUCUAGAAUACUUGUAUUUGAACAAUAAUGAAUUGAUUGGCAUAUUACCACAAUGGUUGGGUCAACUUAGGAAUCUUAGUGAGCUUGAUUUGAGCUAUAACUUGCUACAUGGUCCAAUUCCAAAAUCUUUGGAGUCAAUGCAAAACCUUUCAUAUUUAACUCUAGCUGGAAAUAGAUUAAACGGGUCUCUCCCUGACAUUUUAGGCCAGCUAUCUGAGUUGUCUUUCCUUGAUGUUUCUUCCAACCAACUGACUGGUAAUAUCACUGAAACACACUUUCUAAAGUUGCACAAGUUAAAAUACAUUUCUCUCUCUUCCAACUCUUUUACAGUAACUGUGAGUUCAAAUUGGACCCCUUCUUUCAACCUAAAUACUCUUCUCUUGGGUUCAUGCCACUUAGGUCCUUCAUUCCCAACUUGGCUAAGAUCACAAAAUAAGGUCCAGUCCUUGGAUUUGUCAAAUGCUGGCAUUUCAGGUUCCAUACCUUAUUGGUUUUGGGAAAGUUUCUCUAAUCUUAUGUCGUUAAAUGUUUCCUUCAAUCAAUUGAAAGGCCAGCUACCUAACACAUUCAACAUAGUUCCAUUUUUAGAUAUUGAUUUGAGCUCAAACCAGUUUGAAGGGCCCAUUCCUAUUCCAAAUGUUGAGAUAAAUUUACUUGAUCUAUCCAACAAUAAAUUUUCUGGUCCUAUUCCAGAAAACAUAGGAGAUUCCCUACAUAACAUGAUAUUCUUCUCUCUUUCUACCAACCAGAUAGAUGGACAAAUCCCGAAUUCAAUUGGCAACUUCCAAUCUUCCAUGAGUGUCCUUGAUCUCUCAAAUAAUAAGUUAAUAGGAAAAAUUCCCCUAAGCUUUGGAAAUUUGUCAAACCUAGUUGCAUUGGACCUCAGAAAGAAUAAUUUGUCUGGUACAAUUCCUGACUCUUUGGGUCAACUAAGUUCUCUCCAAACAUUGCACUUAAGUGACAACAAGCUUUCUGGAAGCAUCCCAUCAUGUUUUCGAAAAUUGUCAAGUUUGGAGACACUUGAUCUUGGUAACAACAGAUUAGCGGGAAACAUACCACAUUGGCUUGGGAAAAGGUUGAAGAAUUUAAGGAUUCUAAAAUUAAGAUCCAAUGCUUUUCAUGGAGAGCUUCCAUCCUUGCUAUCAAAUUUAAGCUCAUUACAAGUGCUAGACUUGGCUGAUAAUGGGCUCAAUGGGAGCAUUCCUACAAGCUAUGGAUAUUUCAAAGGCAUGAUUCACGUUCAAUUGGAUAACUUUCAUCUAUCCUAUGGCCCUACUUACAAGAGCAAGUAUUAUGAAGAAAGCAUGGUUUUGAAUGUAAAAGGCCAAGAACUAAAGUACACAAGGAUUCUUUCUCUUGUUGUUAGCUUAGACCUUUCUGCCAAUAAUUUGAGUGGAGAACUUCCUUCAAGUUUGACAACAAAUUUGUUGGGUUUGGUGAAUCUGAAUUUGUCUAACAAUCACAUCCACGGUUCCAUUCCAGAGGAUAUUUCAAAGUUGGAGCAGUUGCUAUCUCUUGAUCUUUCAAGCAAUAGGCUCUCGGGUACUAUUCCUAAUAGCUUGUCAUCACUUUCAUUCUUGGGACAUCUCAACUUGUCAAACAAUGACUUGUCUGGUAAGAUUCCUUACAAUGGCCACAUGACAACCUUUGAGGCUUCCUCUUUUGCUAGUAAUCAAGCCCUUUGUGGCGAGCCCCUCGAUGUAAAAUGUCCAAGCGGUAAUCCAGUCAAUAAUGAAGAUCUUAUGGAUCAUAAUGAUGAUGACAAUUUCAUCGAUCAAUGGUUUUUCGUGAGUGUUGGAUUGGGAUUUGCAGCAGGAAUUCUAGUUCCUUUCUUCAUGAUGGCAAUGAAAAUUUCUUGGAGGGAAACUUAUUUCGGCUUUGUAGAGAUUGUGGUAGAAAGAAUUCCAUUCUUUGAGCGAAGAAUGAGAGCAAGACGAAAAUGGCCUAAGGGACUUCAUCAUUGAGAAUGAUACAUUCAUGUUGCACCUAUUUUAAUUCCAGCAAGUUUGUGUGUUGUGUAACAUAUCAUUGUAUUUCUUUUUUCUUCUUUGUUCUAGUUCAAAGUUUUUGUGUGUGGUGUGUAUUUAGUAGUGGUGAUACUGAACCUGUAAGAAGUGAUCACAUUUACACACUUUUCAUUUAGUUGGAAAAACUUUCAAAGAGGA
Messenger RNA from Cannabis sativa, 3331 nucleotides. Its product is annotated as receptor-like protein EIX1. The record is from RefSeq and is a predicted model, not a curated record. Gene Ontology annotation, cellular component: plasma membrane. Gene Ontology annotation, molecular function: protein binding. Bases 5 to 3130 code for a protein of 1041 amino acids. The transcript has a single exon. Lineage: Eukaryota; Viridiplantae; Streptophyta; Magnoliopsida; Rosales; Cannabaceae.